This is a messenger RNA of Pieris napi, 8059 nucleotides long. It is a transcript of the gene SC1, whose product is annotated as sodium channel protein 60E. The coding region runs from base 251 to 6844 and encodes 2197 amino acids. Gene Ontology annotation, biological process: membrane depolarization during action potential; neuronal action potential; sodium ion transmembrane transport. The transcript has 30 exons. The record is from RefSeq and is a predicted model, not a curated record. Gene Ontology annotation, molecular function: voltage-gated sodium channel activity. Gene Ontology annotation, cellular component: voltage-gated sodium channel complex; plasma membrane. NCBI's taxonomy places the organism in Eukaryota, Metazoa, Arthropoda, Insecta, Lepidoptera, Pieridae.
CGCGCCAGAAGCUCGCGUUCUGCGCGCGCCGCAAUCGUCACCUCAACCACCCACCGUACUGUUGCGUGGAACAUCGAUUCACAAACACUUAUGACUGUUAAUGACUUUAUGGUGCAGUGAUAGUGUUAGAAAUGAUGGAAUCCUGACCUACAAUGCCCUGUUCAGUGUACAUUCGAUAGGACUUUUUGGGGUGGCCGCAAUGGCGUCAUUAGUUCGAAAAUAGCCGGACCGCGGCGAUGGAGCUCACGUAAUGGAGGAAGACGAACGGCGGUUCUCGUUUCCGCCUCCGGCGCCGCUCCACUCGCCAGGCGAAGAGAUAGACGGGUCUCGCCUCCUCGGAGAGAUAGUCCGGACUCUUGAAGCUACUAAUCCCGAAGCCGCUGCGCCCCUGGUAGCUUCACAGUCCAAGGAUGCCCUCGAUACGGAAUGCGAGAAGCCACGCCGAGAGGAAUUGCGGAUUGCCUUGGAUGUCACGUUCUCAGAGCCACCUCCGGGACGUAGUGAUGAGCCUAGGGCGGUGGUCACGCCUUUCACGCGUGAGUCAGCCAAGCGAGCUGGGUCCCGGGGCGCCCAGUUGGUCAGGGAGUUUGGCUUCAUGCCGCGGAGGCGCCUUAGCGUGGAAGACGGAGCUCGACUGCCUAGGAAAUAUGAACCGUUCCCGCCCAAGCUGUAUGGACGACCGCUCGAGGAGAUCGAUAAUUUUAUUUAUGAUGAGACGUUCUGCGUGGUGUCGAAGAGAUUUCGAAAGAACUACAUACACCGGUUCACGGCCACCAGAUCGCUUUUCUGGUGGUCGCCCUGGUCUUCAGUGCGGCGGGCCUGCGUCUACCUAUCAACCAACCAGUACUUCGAUUACUUCGUCAUGGCUACCAUUCUGCUCAAUUGUGUCUUCCUCGCCAUGUCGGAGACUAUCGAAGAGGCUGAAUACAUUUUCCUGGCGAUCUAUACGGCGGAGAUGAUAAUUAAGUGUAUUGCAAAAGGAUUCAUAUUAAACAAGUAUACGUACCUACGGAAUCCGUGGAAUUGGUUGGAUUUUGUUGUAAUCACAUCUGGGUACGCCACCAUUGGCAUGGAGGUCGGAAACUUGGCGGGUUUACGAACAUUUCGUGUUUUACGAGCGCUGAAAACGGUUUCUAUUAUGCCUGGUCUGAAAACCAUCAUCAACGCACUCCUCCACUCGUUCAAGCAGCUAGCAGAAGUAAUGACGUUAACAAUAUUCUGUUUAAUGGUAUUCGCUUUAUUUGCCCUGCAAGUGUACAUGGGAGAACUGAGAAACAAAUGUGUGAAAAAUUUGGAGUUACCCGUGGGAGAGAACUUCACUGAUGAGCUUUGGGCGGAAUGGAUAAAGAUACCUGACCAUUGGAUGAUGAAUGAUGAUGAGCUUCCAACCCUAUGCGGGAACCUCACAGGUGCCAGGCACUGUCCAGCAGGUUACACGUGUCUCUGUGUGGGGCCUAACCCAAACCAUGGCUACACCAAUUUCGAUAAUUUCCUCUGGUCCAUGCUGACAACAUUCCAACUCAUCACCCUGGAUUAUUGGGAGAAUGUAUAUAAUAUGGUGCUAUCAUCGUGCGGUCCAAUGUCAGUGUCUUUUUUCACUGUGGUGGUGUUUUUUGGAUCCUUCUACCUAAUUAACUUGAUGUUGGCUGUCGUAGCACUCAGCUACGAAGAAGAAUCUCAGAUCACACAGGAGGAAAGAAAGAAAGAUUUGAACGAACACCGCGAAGAUUCAACAUUUAGCUUCGAUCCAUCAUCUCUGGCAGUUCGGACCCUAGGAAAAGACAAAAAGAAGAGAAUAGAUGCGAGAAAGGGUCUUUUAUUGGCGUCCUACUCAAGAAAAAGGACACGGAGACGCAAACGAGGGAAGACUGUCCAUCACGCAGUUACAGGACCUGAGGAAGCUAAUAAUAGAUCGCGAUCCCGUUCACGGUCGCGGUCAGUGACUCCAAGUGGUUCCCCACCACCAUUACCACCAGUACAACCUCCCCCGCCACCACCACAUACAUUACAUCCUGAUAAUGCUUUAGGCCGUGGUGCACUAAGUGUCGCUGGGAGACAGCUUAGUGACCACAGCAACAAUAGGGAAUCUUCUCUUGACGAUUCUGGAGUGGUGGAUGAUCAUGACGAUGGAGAGCACACGUCUGAUGAUCAAGCACCUCAUUCGCUGCCAAGAAGACAUUUGCUUCCACCUCCGCCUCACCCGCCAAUCACUGUUACAACGAAACUGGAAACAAAGAACCCGGAAGCCAAGAAAAAGAACGGCGCAAAAUCUGAAACGGAAAUUGAUAUAGCGAAAAAAGAGAGAUGUAGCAUUCAAGAACGGUAUCCAUUGAAUCCCGACUACCUCAACCAGAUCGUGGUACUAGGGGCGGACUGGCCAUACAAACACGCGCCCGAACUCCCGCAAGCGGAGGCGACGAAAAUUAAUGAGCUCAGUUUAUUGGCAGCCACGCACAAAACUCAUAUGGGCAAUUACCAGCAAAAUUGCACUUAUUUCACAGAUGAACUUGUGGAUAGAAAUUGUGAGUGCUGCGUUACAUGUUGUAUAGACUAUGAGGGUUGGCUGCAAUUCCAGAAUGGAUUGUAUGGUAUUGUGAAAGACCCUUUAUUCGAGUUGUUCAUUACAACUUGUAUAAUUCUAAAUACACUCUUUCUUGCUUUAGAACACCAUGGGAUGAGUGAGAAUGUUAGACAAGCUUUAGAUAUAGGGAAUAAGGUGUUUACUUCUAUUUUUUCUUUAGAGUGUAUUAUGAAAGUGAUGGCAAUGAGCAAAGAUUACUUUGCGUGUGGUUGGAAUAUAUUUGAUUUGAUCAUUGUAUCGGCCAGUCUUUUAGAUCUUAUCUUUGAACUUGUGGAUGGGCUGUCUGUUUUGAGAGGUUUGCGAUUGUUACGUGUGUUAAAGUUAGCUCAAUCAUGGACAACAAUGAAAGUGUUGUUGAGUAUAAUAAUAUCAACUAUAGGUGCUCUCGGAAACCUUACAUUCGUGUUAGUUAUAGUGAUAUACAUAUUCGCCGUUAUCGGUAUGCAGUUGUUUUCAAAAUCAUAUACACCGGAUAAGUUCGACCCAGACCCAGUGCCAAGGUGGAACUUCAACGAUUUUUUUCAUUCAUUCAUGAUGAUUUUUCGCAUUCUCUGUGGUGAGUGGAUAGAGCCUCUAUGGGACUGUAUGAGAGCGGAGCAGGCUAGUGGUGCCGAAAGCUGUUUCUUUAUAUUCCUUCCCGCACUUGUUAUGGGCAAUUUCAUGGUACUAAAUCUCUUUCUUGCCUUGCUGCUCAAUAGUUUUAACAGCGAAGAGUUGAAGAAUAGGAAAGAAGAAGUCGGAGAGGAUUCAAAGUUAGCCAAAAGUUUCGAUAGAUUACGUUCAAUAGUGAGAAAAAAAGGUUUCCUCAUAUCCAAAAGUAAAGAGACUGAGAAGAAAUCCAAGUUAGAAGAGUUAGUCAACGAAUUUAUGUUGCAACAUCGCACCAUGAAGGAGGCAAAAACCUCAAUUCCAAGUGAACAGCGCUUUUCGGGGUCCAUUCAGGAAACCAUACUAUUUCCCCACGACAAUAUCUAUAGUCAUAGUUAUCAGGAAGCACUUAACAGGCCUAUCUCUGUUGGGUCCGAUUUCGCGUAUCCCAAUCUCUACCAAAUGGGUAACCAUGGCAGCCAAGAAACGCUAAAGGAUGUCCGGGAUUUGGCGGCUGAACAUAAAAUAACCAGUAUCAGAGAGGAUUCAAAGGAGAACCUCGAUGAUACGACAGACCAAGUUGCCGCUCAGAGGCUUCUCAAUCAGAUGUCUUCGGGAUAUCACACACAACCGUCUGAUUCACGGGACGACAAUGAACACUACGAAAUGACCCAAAUAUCGUGCAAGACUACACCAGAGAAAUCCCGACGGCAAGAUUUGGCAAAAUUUACCAGAGACAUCAACAAGAAGCCCGGCGAAGAGGACAUGAAGCGUCCCUGGCAAACCCUGGUCUCAUACGUAGAUGAGUUAACCGUGGGCGGAAGGAAGAACUCGCAAGGACAGUACACAGACGCGAUGGGAAAAUUUCCAGGAUUUGGAAAACGGAAAGAACCAAAAGAUCCAGAAAAUUGCUUUCCACGUCAAUGUUAUAAAGCGUGUUCUUGUUGGGACGCCUGCAUACAAACAAAGCUGGGCCAGAAGUGGAUGUUCAUUCGCACAUACAUCCUUCGUUACGUGGACACACCCGCGUUCGAAUGGUUCGUGUUGGUGCUCAUCUUCGCGUCCAGUAUCACUCUGUGUUUUGAAGACAUCCAUUUGGAGAAGAACAUACCACUCAAGAAAAUAUUGUACUGGACCAAUCUCAGCUUCUGCAUGAUCUUCGUGAUCGAGAUGUUUUUCAAAUGGAUCGCUUUGGGGUUCUACAGAUAUUUUACGAGUUUCUGGACGCUAUUAGAUUUUACGAUAGUUUUUGUUUCAGUGUUUAGUUUGUUGAUAGAAGAGAAUGAGAAUUUAAAAGUGUUACGAUCUUUAAGAACAUUACGAGCCUUGAGACCUCUGAGAGCGAUUUCAAGAUGGCAAGGCAUGAGGAUUGUAGUUAAUGCGCUAAUGUAUGCAAUACCUAGUAUUUUCAAUGUACUACUGGUGUGUCUAGUGUUUUGGUUAAUCUUUUCGAUAAUGGGAGUGCAGUUUUUUGGCGGGAAGUUUUUUAAAUGUGUGGAUGAAGAUGGAGAUUUGUUACCGUUAGAGAUAGUUAAUGACAAAUGGGAGUGUUAUUAUAACAACUUUUCAUGGAUAAAUUCUAAGAUAUCUUUUGACCACGUUGGUAUAGCAUACUUAGCAUUAUUCCAAGUGGCAACUUUCGAGGGUUGGAUGGAGGUAAUGGCUGACGCAGUGGACGCCAGAGGAGUAGACCUUCAACCGGCGAGAGAAGCCAACAUCUACGCCUACAUUUACUUCAUAAUAUUCAUUGUAUGCGGAUCAUUCUUCACACUUAAUCUAUUCAUAGGAGUAAUUAUAGAUAACUUCAAUAUGCUCAAAAAGAAGUACGAGGGAGGGGUGCUAGAGAUGUUUCUGACGGAGAGCCAAAAGCAUUAUUACACCGCGAUGAAGAAGUUGGGCAGAAAAAAGCCACAGAAAGUAAUAAAGAGGCCGAGGAAUCAAUUUUUAGCGAUGUUUUACGAUUUGUCGAAUUCGCGUAGAUUUGAAAUAGCGAUUUUCGUAUUGAUAUUCUUGAAUAUGCUCACGAUGGGCAUAGAGCAUUAUGACCAACCGCAUUCCGUUUUCUUCGUGCUAGAAGUUAGUAACGCGUUUUUUACAACGGUUUUCGGAUUAGAGGCAAUAGUAAAAAUUAUAGGUCUAAGGUAUCAUUAUUUCACGGUCCCGUGGAACGUAUUCGACUUUCUUCUAGUCUUGGCCUCAAUAUUAGGUAUAUUAAUGGAGGAUAUCAUGAUCGAUUUACCGAUAUCGCCCACGCUUUUACGAGUAGUACGAGUUUUUCGCAUAGGAAGAAUUUUAAGACUGAUUAAAGCCGCUAAGGGCAUUAGGAAACUACUAUUCGCACUGGUCGUGUCUCUACCGGCCCUCUUCAACAUCGGUGCCUUGCUAUCAUUGAUAACGUUUAUCUACGCUAUCAUCGGGAUGUCUUUGUUCGGCCACGUGAAAGAGCAAGGUGCAUUAGAUGACAUCGUCAAUUUUCAAACGUUUGGUAGGAGUAUGCAGUUACUUUUUCGUCUAAUGACAUCAGCGGGAUGGAACGAUGUCCUCGAAUCACUUAUGAUUCAGCCCCCAGACUGUGAACUCGGAGAUCACGGCCACUCAAAUGGAAACUGCGGAAGCCCCCUCUUAGCGAUCACAUACUUCACUUCAUUCAUUAUUAUUAGCUAUAUGAUUGUGAUAAACAUGUACAUAGCGAUAAUUCUAGAGAAUUUUAACCAAGCUCAUCAAGAGGAAGAGAUUGGUAUAGUUGAAGACGACCUUGAAAUGUUUUAUAUUCGAUGGUCUAAGUACGACCCCCACGCAACACAAUUCAUAAGUUUUGCUCAACUAUCAGACUUUAUAGCGUCUUUAGAUCCCCCUCUAGGUAUUUCUAAACCAAAUACAGUAGCGCUAGUCAGUUUUAACCUACCCAUUGCGAGGGGUAACAAAAUCCAUUGUUUAGACAUAUUACACGCCCUUGUGAAGCAUGUGUUAGGACACGUGGAGGAAACAGAUACAUUCCGACAGCUUCAAGAGCAGAUGGAUAUUAAGUUCAAGAAGCAAUUUCCGACAAGGAAGGAGUUGGAAAUCGUUUCUUCUACGAGAAUAUGGAAGAGGGAGGAUAAGGCGGCGCGCACGGUGCAGCGGACGUGGAGGGAUUACCAGAAGCGUAAAAAUCGCAGCCCAUCGCAAGAGGAGGAGAGUACUAAAUGGUCACCCGGCGGUGGUUGGGGUGGCCGACUUAGUGCCUUGCUCCACGUACGAAGGGGAUCACACGCUUCAAGCAGGAAGUCUUCUAGAGCCUCUGACGCCUCCGACAUUAGCGAGAUCGGAGGCGCAUGGCUCAAUCUGCCGCUAUUAUUACUACCUGGAGCGCCACCAGGUGACCAGGCUAGCGGUUCUGAGGGACCUCCCCCACGACGGAGGUCAGCGUACGGUUUGCCACUAUUUCUUCGUCAUCAAGACGCCGUAGAUGAAGACGGUGGCCCGAAACGAGCAGGUUCCCUUCGGUUAACGUCCCGAAAUUCAGCGCGACGAGCCACAACCCCAGCGAGAGUUUGCACUCCAUCGCCCAACGCGAACAGCUUAGUCAGUAUUUUAGUCACCGAGGCGUCUCCGGACGCCGCCCCACCCCCUUCCGCACCCCCCACCGUCGUCAAAGUAUUAGUACACAGAGAGAGCGACGAACAACCCAGCUGAUCUACAACUGAAGAGCCGCCGGCUCCAAACUAGCCAAUAAACACAUAGUGAGUGUCAAAAUCGAAUAUUGUGUUCAGACACGGGUAUUUCAGUGAUAUAGAUUUUAUUUCGAAUCGGUAGACUAGCGACGUUAAAGUAUUAAACAAAUUUUAAGAUUGACACAGAAACUUCCGAAAUGCAAUAAUAUAGUAAUUCGAAGAGCAAACAAAUGCUUAGUUAGAUGACUUUGUUGAAAUUGUUUUGUCGGCUUUUAGAGAUGCUGAUUUGUUUGAGGCUGUUUUGAUUGCGAUAGUAUAGUUGACAGUUGUUAUUGUAAAUAUAAUGUUUAAGCUGUGGCCGAAAUUAAAUAGCUUGUUUUUAUUCAUAACGCGUUAAUAGUUAAACAGAUGCCGUUCGAAUCAGAUAGUAGUUAAACCACAGGAUUGCCUUAAAAAUAGUUUUUAAAAGUUAUAAUGCAAUUGCAUGUUUAGUAUCUACAGUUUCGAAAUUCCCCGCCUUUACCUCGUCACAUAAAGCGAAUUAAAUUAACGUAAAGCCUUCUCUGCUGCCUGAUUUAAAGUAUAUCGUGUAACGCAUUGAAAUUAAUAGAUACAUGAUGAAAAUAAAAAUUUCAUGAUUGAAAUUGCCCUUUUCUAUCCAAUGUAGCUUAAAACUAAGUGUUAUCGUGAACUUAGUAACAUUAGCAGGGCUUUGGAGUUUUAAACAAUCUAACUAAUUCUGUUUUUUCAAAUUUCAUUCAUAGAAAAUAUAUAAAUCAAGAGCAGCAGCAAAGCCUCCAUUUUGAUAGCUCAAAUUGUAGAAAUUACUUAAUUUUAAUAACAAUAAACCGCACAAAUUACGAUUUAUUAGAAAUAGCUAUAAUAGUAAUUAAUUCAGGUUAAGCUUACUUGUUAAAAGCACCUCGCAAACACGCUAUAUAUAAAUCUGCAGUAUGAUUACGUUUGAAUUGGUUAAUCACAACACGGACAGUCUUAAUUUCUUAAUGUUAAUUAAAAAUAGCCCUUUAACUGGCCUGCUAACUUCUUGAAAUAUUUUAAAAUUUAAACAAUAUAUUACAACAAAAAAGAUUUAUAUAACUAAAAUAAUAUAUCCGGCUCGAAGGACCAAAAGUACUUUAGUACUAAAGCAGCGACAACAAACUAAAGUAGACCGAGGGCAAGGGGAAUGCGGCGUAAAAAUAUGGAAUCACCACUCAUCGUUAGUCCGUGUCCGUUG